Molecule: messenger RNA, 1503 nt
Organism: Candida albicans SC5314
Lineage: Eukaryota; Fungi; Ascomycota; Pichiomycetes; Serinales; Debaryomycetaceae
Exons: 1
Coding region: 1-1503 (500 amino acids)
Molecular function (GO): flavin adenine dinucleotide binding; N,N-dimethylaniline monooxygenase activity; NADP binding
Source: RefSeq, a predicted model, not a curated record
AUGCCUUCUUUAUCUGAUUUGGAUUAUGAGAACCCUGUCAAGAUUGCUUCGACUCAAAUAGAAACUGUGGCUAUCAUCGGUGGUGGAGCAUCUGGAGCAAUUAUUCUAGACACUUUGUUAAAAGAACCAUCAAACAUCAAAAAAAUAGUUGUAUUUGAAAGACAAAAGAAAUUAGGCGGUAUUUGGCUCUUUAAUAAAGACAUUAGAUCGACUCCUAAUGAUCUCAUCAAAUCGGGUAGUUAUAAUUUGGAGAAUGAUCCACAAUUGCCUAAUCCAUUCCAUAAGCAACAAGAAAAAGCUAAGAAAAUUUUAUUACCUAAAAACACACAAGAAAGGUUUAUUGAAACCCCAAGUUAUUAUGGAAUCACCACCAACAUCAUUGAAAAAAUGAUGACAUACAGUGACGUCAAUAAAUGGGAUGUUGAAGGAGAUGCAGAAACAAGGAAAUAUGUUGAAGGAAGCAUUGUUCAAGACUAUAUUGAGAAAUAUUUUGAUAAAAAUUUGAAUGAUCCUAGAACCGAAUUGAGGUUAAAUUCAACUGUUGAAGAUGUUGAAAGGAUUACACGUGAUGAUAACAGUAAUGGAAGUGACAAAAUACCAUAUCGAUUCAAAUUAACCGUUCGUAAUCCUCAAGAUGAUGAUCAUGAUGUAUGGUAUCAAGAAGAGUUUGAUACCGUCGUGAUAGCUACUGGUCAUUACCAUGUCCCUUUUAUACCUCAUGUUCCAGGUUUGAAAACGGUUCAAGAAAAAUAUCCCCUGAAGAUACAACAUGCUAAAUUUUAUAGAGACUCCUCAUCUUAUAAAAAUAAAACUGUUGUUGUUGUUGGGUCUCGUGCUUCAGGUGCGGACUUGACCAAAUUCAUUGCUAGAGAAGACGGCACUACAGUUUAUCAAUCUGUCAGAAAUUUUGACAACACUAAGUUUGUCACUCAGAAAACCAAUGUUGUUAAAAAGCCACAAAUUGAAAAGUUUGAGUUUAGUGAAGGAAGUAUUAAAAUUGUCUUUGAAGACGGUACAUUGUUGGAGAAUCCAGAUUAUGUGAUUUACUGUACUGGCUAUUUGUUUUCAUACCCAUAUUUGAAUCGAUUGACAAAUAACCAGAUCACAGAAGGUAUAACUAUUCCAAACUUGUACCAACAUACAUUCUUGAUCAAUGAACCAUUAAUUACAAUAAUUGGUGUUCCCAUUGAUGGUAUUUCCUUCAGAGUGUUUGAGUAUCAAGCUGUUUUGCUAGCAAGAUAUUUGACUGGAAAAAUUAGUUUACCUCCAAGAUCAAAGCAAAGUGAGUGGGUAAAUAAGAGAUAUGAGGACAAAAAGAACACAAGAGCAUAUCACACCAUAGGUGUAUUGGAUGCUUUUAAUUAUUCCAAUGAUUUGAUUAAAUUAGGUGAAGUUCUGGAUAAAGUAGAAGUGGGUAGAAAAUUUCCAAUUUUGAGCUCUGACGAUAUUUUGCUUUACAAGGAGGCGGGGGAAAAGUUGAAGAAAUUCUGGGAUGAAAGAUAG